Messenger RNA from Gavialis gangeticus (Gharial), 3256 nucleotides. RefSeq names its product hyaluronan and proteoglycan link protein 4 (gene HAPLN4). The record is from RefSeq and is a predicted model, not a curated record. Lineage: Eukaryota; Metazoa; Chordata; Crocodylia; Gavialidae. Gene Ontology annotation, molecular function: hyaluronic acid binding. Bases 292 to 1422 code for a protein of 376 amino acids. The transcript has 5 exons. Gene Ontology annotation, biological process: cell adhesion.
AGCAGUGACUGCCCAGGCACCGAAGUCUGGGCGCCACGUCCCGCCUCGUCCUGCGGCGCAACUUUCCCUCCGGAGCUGGGCUCCCUGCCCCCAACUCUGCUGACUCGGGCGAAGGAGGCAGAGGUAGGUCCCUGCUCCCAGCCUGCUGGGCCAGGCACCCGGAGUGAGGCAGCGGGCAGGGCCAAGACAGCACCUAACCCCGUGCACGCCUCGCACCCCGCCGUGCCAGCCGAGGGCUUGUGCCAGCCUUGCCCUGCACCCGCCGGCCCCGGCCAGGCCCGCGGAGGAACGAUGCGCCCUGGACACUGCUGCCCCUGGGCCAGGGGCCGUGCUGCUGCCCUGCUGCUCCUGGUCGCAGCCCUCUCCUCCCGCCCCGCGCUCGGGGAAAGGGGGCGGAAGAAGGUCGUCCACGUGCUGGAGGAUGACAGCGGGGCCGUGGUGGUGCAGACAGCCCCGGGGAAGGUGGUGACGCACCGGGGUGGCACCAUCAUCCUGCCCUGCCGCUACCACUACGAUGUGUCGGCCCACGACCCCGACGAGAUCCGCCUCAAGUGGACCAAGGUGACGGAGCCCAUGGCCUUCGUGGAUGUCUUCGUGGCCAUGGGCAAGGAGCGCCGCGCCUUCGGGGGCUACCAGGGGCGCACGGCCCUGCAGGAGGACGGCCCCGGUGACGCCUCCCUCAUCAUCCGCAACGUCACGCUGCAGGACUACGGGCGCUACGAGUGCGAGGUCACCAACGAGCUAGAAGACGACGCUGGCAUGGUCAAGCUGGACCUGGAAGGUGUGAUUUUCCCCUACCACCCGCGCCUUGGGCGCUACUCUCUCAACUACCAUGAAGCGCAGCAGGCAUGCCUGGAGCAGGACGGCAUCCUGGCCUCCUACGACCAGCUGCACCAGGCCUGGCUGGAGGGCCUGGACUGGUGCAACGCGGGCUGGCUGGACGACGGCUCCGUGCAGUACCCCAUCUCCCGGCCCCGGGAGCAGUGCGGCCGCAAGGACACGCCCGUCGGCGUCCGCAACUACGGCUACCGGCACAAGGACGACGAGCGCUACGACGCCUUCUGCUUCACCUCCAACCUCAACGGCAAAGUCUACUUCCUGAAGACCUACCGCAAGCUGAGCUACCCCGAGGCCGUGCAGGCCUGCAAGGACAACAGGGCAGUGGUGGCCAAGGUGGGGCAGCUCUACGCCGCCUGGAAGAUCCAGCUGCUGGACAGGUGCGAGGCCGGCUGGGUGGAGGACGGCAGCAUCCGCUACCCCAUCGUCAACCCCCGGGCGCGCUGCGGGGGCCGUGAGCCUGGCGUCCGCAACCUGGGCUUCCCGGACAAGAAGUACAAGCUCUUCGGGGUCUACUGCUUCAAGAAGGCGGGCGAGGUGGCCCCCAAGCAGGUGUCCAGCAAGGGGAGGCCUCUCUGGGUGUGAGGGGCAGGGGCUGUCCCCCCAGCCCGGACAGCGCUGCUCCUGCAGCCACCAGACACGUGCUCCAGUGGGAGACGGCGACCUUAGCAACUGCCCCCUCCAGCCCCCAGCCCCCGGCAGGCAGGACCGCAGCCCUGGCCACGGAGCGGUGGGCCCCGGCUCCUGGCUGUCAGCACUGCAGGCAGGACGGGAGCCCCCUCUCCCGCUUCCCGUGGCAGGGGCAGUCCUGGGCGCAGCAGGCCAAGGAGAGCGCUGGCAGGGGGUCCUCGCCCCACACCAGGGCAGCAAGGUGCCACGCGUGGGGCGGGGGGGUCAUUCUGCAACCGCUGCCCCUCACCGCCCUGCCCUGCAUCGCCCAUGCAGCCAGACUCCUCCCCUGGGGCUUGGAGGACCCCUCCCAGGCAUCCUCUGCUUGCACAGGGGCCAGGCUGGCCCAGGCCGCUGUCCCACAGCUUCCCAAGCCCCCUCAUCUACCCAGGUUGGGUUCGGCAGACCUGGCAGCGCUGCGGCGGGGCUGGCAGAGACCUUGCUGUGCUUCUCAGAGACCUGUGGGGUCAGGGCCUGGUGGGCUGGGCCAUGCCCUGGUGAUGACCCUCCACUGAGCGUGGCCUGGAGGCCAGACAUGCCGUGCGGAUGGACGAGCCAGAGGAGCACACGUGGCACAAUCCCAGCUGGGACACUGCCCGUGCCCACCCCCCCCCCGUGCCUCUGCCCUGCACCAUGCACUUUUCAAAGGAAGCUGAGGGGGAAACUGAGGCCCAGAGAGAGGAGGACCCUGGGUGUGCUCAUGCCCAGGCCAGUGCUCUGCCAGGGGGCACAGAGCCAUGGCAGAAGCUCAGCCUGCUGCCCCCUCUUCGAGGAGGAUGGGCACUGCCCGCUGGUGCAGACUCAGCACGUCUGGACCCGUCUCCCCAGUGCCGCCCUACCGGAGAGCAGGACCCAGAGGAUGACCGCCGGGGAGGCCCACGCGGGUGACCUGGCUGCAGCUUCCCGGGGCCGAGUUACAGCCAGGGGUCACAGAGCUUUUUCCAAGGGCUGGACAUCAGGUCUGACUUCCUCAUGACAGCCGGGGCACAGCACCAGCCUCCCUGCCCCGAGGGCAUGGCCUGUGUGGGGCUCAGCUCUGCAGGGUCAGUCACUGCUCUGGGUCCAUCCGCCUGGCUCCAGCUCUGAGACCCCUGCCAUAGCCAGCACCAGGACCAUGGGGCAUUGUUGUGCGGGAGCCCAUCCUGCCAGGGGCUGAGGGCCCAGACCUAGCAUGCCAGACAGAGCGAGGCGAAGGCCCAUGGUAAGAGCACCUGGUCUGGCUCUGAGUUCAGGGGGAGGUUACCCGGUGCCCGGGGUGGGGACCUGCCUUCCUGCCGCCCUGCAGAUCCCCCGGGGGGGUGUGCCAGGGGUCACGAGCCCCUCAGCUCCCGCUGCCCCUCCCUGCUCCAGUGCGGCGCCCACCCUCCCCGCUGCAUGCUGUGGCAGAGCCGCUGGACUCGCUGCAAAGCUGCCCAAGCAUGCUUUGGGUGCUAGCUGCAUGGCCUGCAUGCAUCGCUGCGCGAGGCCCUGCCAGACACUGCUAGGGAGGAAGGGGGGGCCAGUCGCUGGGGGCUGCCUCCAGCUCCGCUGGGGCCCCCUGCCCAUGCCGGGUCGGGGGUCGGGUGGGUGGUGGCUGUGGUGCCGACACCAGCUCUAGACACAAUAAAGGCCUGGCAGCUAAUGGAGACCCAUGGGCUCCCGCCUCUCUCUCCUCUGCAGCCUCCCCCACGCACUUCCCUCCUCACUCCCCGGUGCCUCCAGUGGGUCCCUCUCCAGGCUGGCACCCCACUGCCCGCUGGCACUUGAGGGU